Ilex paraguariensis (yerba mate) is the source of this 4004-nucleotide messenger RNA. The record is from the annotation of a GenBank genome assembly. NCBI's taxonomy places the organism in Eukaryota, Viridiplantae, Streptophyta, Magnoliopsida, Aquifoliales, Aquifoliaceae.
AACAAAAGGGCAUAUCCGUCCACAAAUUUAGAUUCGUGCCCUAGCUUUCCCAAUCCGAGCAUAUAGCCACGCCAACUCCCUUAUUCGCAUAUUCUCUUUCGCUCCCUCUCUCCAUAUUUGAUUUUCAGUUAUUAGGGUUAGGGUUUUUCUCUCUCUGCGAUUCACUUCUACUAUCUAUCUAUUUCUUGUUAUACACUUAUCUUCCCAUUAUUUAUCUAUUUUGGUUCGAGUUUAUUGGAGAUUUUUGUGUUGUGAAGAAGAUUUGAAGCUGAAUAGUGGUUUGCAAUGGGAGUUCCGGCGUUUUAUCGGUGGUUAGCGGAGAAGUAUCCGCUGGUGGUGGUGGAUGUGAUCGAGGAAGAGCCAGUUGUCAUCGAAGAUGUUAAGAUUCCGGUUGACACAAGUAAACCUAACCCUAACAACCUCGAAUUCGACAACUUGUAUCUCGACAUGAACGGGAUUAUUCAUCCUUGUUUUCACCCCGAAGACCGGCCUUCUCCAAUCUCUUUUGAGGAGGUGUUUCAGUGCAUGUUUGACUAUAUGGAUAGGCUUUUUGUGAUGGUGCGUCCCCGAAAGUUGCUAUACAUGGCUAUUGGUGGGUAAUAAGAUGGCGUUGCCCCACGGGCCAAAAUGAAUCAGCAGCGGUCUAGGCGUUUUAGGGCAGCCAAAGAUGCAGCAGAUGCGGCAGCCGAAGAGGAAAGGUUGCGGGAAGAUUUUGAGAAGGAGGGCAGAAAGCUUCCUCCCAAGCAGGAAUCACAAGUUUUCGAUUCCAAUGUCAUCACUCCUGGAACUGAAUUUAUGGCUGUUUUGUCAAUUGCUCUGCAGUACUACGUCCACCUCAGGCUAAACAAUGACCCUGGAUGGAAAAAUGUUAAGGUUAUCCUUUCUGAUGCAAAUGUUCCCGGUGAAGGGGAACACAAAAUAAUGUCAUACAUUCGUCUGCAAAGGAAUCUUCCGGGUUAUGAUCCAAAUACACGUCAUUGCCUGUAUGGUUUGGAUGCAGAUCUGAUCAUGCUGGCUUUGGCUACGCAUGAAGUUCAUUUUUCAAUACUUAGAGAGGUUGUGUUUACUCCCGGACAACAAAACAAAUGUUUCCUGUGUGGUCAAAUGGGUCAUUUAGCAGCAGAUUGUGAAGGGAAGGCAAAGAGAAAGGCAGGGGAGUUUGAUGAGAAAGGGGAUGGUGGUGUUGUGGCUAAAAAGCCUUACCAGUUUCUCAACAUAUGGACUCUUAGAGAGUACUUGGAAUAUGAGAUGAGAAUCCCUAACCCUCCCUUUGAGAUGGAUUUCGAGUGCAUUGUCGAUGACUUUAUCUUCAUGUGCUUCUUUGUGGGCAAUGAUUUUUUACCACAUAUGCCCACCCUGGAGAUUCGUGAGGGUGCAAUUAACUUGUUGUUGGCUGUCUAUAAGAAAGAAUUCAGAGCUUUGGGCGGAUAUUUGACUGAUGGAAGCAAGCCCAAUCUGAGCAGGGUAGAGCAUUUCAUUCAGGCUGUGGGAUCAUACGAAGAUAAAAUAUUCCAGAAACGAUCUCGUUUGCAUCAGCGACAAGCUGAAAGAAUUAAGCGUGAAAAAGCUCAGGCAAAAAGAGGAGAUGAUGCAGAACCUCAAGUUAAACCUGAGUCUCUAGUUCCGGUUGCUCGGUUUCAUGGUUCUCGCCUGGCGUCGGGUCCUAUGUCUUCACCAUAUCAAUGGACAGGUUCAGAAUCUCGCAGAAAUGAAUUCGAACGUGGGCAAUUUACUGCAAAUCUGUCAGUCCUUGACAUCCAGAGCAAGCGCAAUGGGAGAUCGGACAACAAAGGAAGCCAUGUCCGGGCACAAAAGGUUGCACGUUUUUCUUCCGGUUCCACUAUGGGUGCUGCUAUUGUUGAAGCUGAGACAAGUCUUGAGAUAGAAGUACAGGACAAUAAAGAAGAAUUGAAAACAAAGCUGAAGGAGUUACUUCGCGAAAAGUCUGACGUUUUCAAUUCUGAAAAUCAUACUGAAGACAAGGUCAAACUGGGAGAGCCUGGUUGGAAAGAGAGAUAUUAUGAGGAAAAGUUUUCUGUGAAGACUCCAGAGGAGCUUGAAAUGAUACGGAAAGAUGUUGUUUUGAAAUACACAGAAGGCCUUUGUUGGGUUAUGCAAUAUUACUAUGAAGGGGUUUGUUCCUGGCAGUGGUUUUAUCCUUACCAUUAUGCUCCAUUUGCAUCUGAUCUCAAGGAUCUUGGGCAGCUGAAUAUAAGUUUUGAACUAGGUUCUCCAUUCAAACCUUUCAAUCAGCUGUUGGGGGUGUUUCCUGCUGCCAGCUCCCAUGCACUUCCUGUGCAUUAUAGGAAAUUGAUGACUGAUUCAAACUCGCCUAUUAUUGACUUUUAUCCGACUGAUUUUGAAGUGGACAUGAAUGGCAAGCGGUUUUCUUGGCAGGGUAUUGCCAAAUUGCCUUUUAUUGAUGAAGCCCGUCUUCUUGCAGAGGUUGCAAAAAUUGAACAUACUUUGACGGAGGAGGAAGUACGGCGGAACAGUAUGAUGUCUGACAUGCUUUUUGUGUCGUUAUCUCACCCCCUAUCUCCAUACAUUUUUUCUCUUGAUGAUCGUUGUAAGCAGUUGACAGAAAAAGAACGAGCUGGAGUCAAGGAGCAACUUGAUCCUCAGGCCAGUGGUGGGAUGAAUGGAUAUAUAUCCCUUUGUGCUGGAGAUCCUUGCCCUCCAAUUUUUCGAUCGCCUGUUGCUGGAAUGGAAGAUAUUAUGGACAAUCAAGUCGUAUGUGCUAUUUACAGACUUCCAGAUGCUCAUAAGCACAUCACUCGGCCACUUGCAGGGGUUAUAUUUCCAAAGAAGAUUGUCUCAGUAGGGGAUCUAAAACCUGAGCCCGUUUUGUGGCAUGAGGAUUCUGGGAAGAAGCCUUGGGAAAAUGGAAGGCAUAACCCCCCUGGAGCCAUUUCCGGCAGGCAUCUUGGGGAGUCAGCACGUCGACUUGUGGUUAACAGUUUACACUUAAAGGCAGACAGGAAUGGUUGUAGUGAACGAGUCGAAACCCCAAAGGCAUCCUAUAGUGGUAGGUAUGGCCUGCGUUUGCCCUCAUACCAAAACAAUAGAUACCAUGAUCAGGAACAAAACAGAAUGGUUCUGCCUCGAUCAGGCUAUCCUGCUCAAAGUUCUGGAAGUCACCCCAGGCCGUCAAAUUCCUAUCCUGCUCCGAAUCACUUUAACCAUAACUAUGGUAAUCAGUAUCCUUCACCGGCUGCACACAGUCCUUACAAUAGGUCCCAUCCUCCAUAUGCAAGGAGCAACCAGUCUGCCAUAGAGAAUAGAGCGUAUCCUGUCCAUGGAUACUAUCCACCCAGGUUUCCCCAAGACGGACAUAGGUUCCCUCCGCAUGUUCCCCCUCAGCAUUUGGUGCAAACCCCCAUUCCGGCUGGUGCCCAUUUUCAUCAGCAAGGUGGAUAUAACAGCUAUGGAAGCUCCCAGUUAUAUGGGGACGCCAGCUAUCAUCAUCGGGGUGGUAGCUGGGCACCUCAGGCCAACCAAAGGGAUGGCAGAGGGUAUGCUCAUCCUCAACAAUCAGGCAACCAGUUUUCGGCAUUAGAUAAGGGAGCGAGUCAAAGGCCUCCACCGCCUGGGUAUCGCCGCUAGAAGGUCACCGCCUCUGGCAAACUAAGGGGUUGUUAUGCUCGUCCUCAACAAUGAGCAACCAAUUCUCUAGCAUUAGAUCGGCGAACGAGUCAGAAGGUCCCUGCCGCUAUAGGUGGGAAACUAGAUGUGUUGUUCCCACCUGCCACCCUCUUCUGGCCUAUGAUCAUAGGGGUGGUGUACAAUAUUCGAUUCUAAAAUUUUCAAUUAGUUUUAUUUUGUUCUUUCACUUUGUAGUUUUGAGGUUAAUUUUAUUAGGCGUAGCCUUCCACUUUGGAAGGGCAAUAACUAAUAAGCAAAGGUAAAAAAUCAUGUAUUUUCUUCAUUUGUUUACCAUUGUGACUUGGCAAACCUACUCACCCUUGUUGCCAUUCAAAGAAAGUAUGCUUACUCGGGUCAUG